CCCCCGGCCGAUAGAUCCACAUAUUCCAAUGUAAAAUUAAACAAAUGAAAGAGGAGGAGCCGAAACUCAUUUAUUUACAGAUUAGGCUACACGAUGUAGAGUAGAGACUCCGUGCAGCGGGAGCACGAGAUUGGUGAGCAGCAGACGUUUUCCUAGGUUGAUUUACAUUUUGCACGGAGCAGGAAAGCAAAAGUUAAAUAUUUUCUGGCAUCAUCAUUCCCCCUAGAAAUAGGCUAUGGGGACAUCUGAUACCAUGAUAAAUAAUACGUGCCUGUCCUUUCACCACACAAUCGAUUUUAUAGCGACAGUUCGGAUACUGCCAUUGGUGCAGUAACUUCACUUUGUCUACUAUUCUUGGAAGAGCAGAGCAGAAAGAAACCGAUUUCGUUUUUAUUAUAGACAAUCCUUGUCAAUCAGUAGGCUACUGUCGCCAUCUGAUGCAUGAGCGAUGCAGCCAGAACACAACAGUAACCCCUAUACUAGACAGGAUGAGGGGGGGAUCAACGGGAUAGGAGACAAUCAGACCGAGGAGGAAGCAUUGAGCUGCGAGCCGCCGACCGAACACUGUGAUGAGGCUACUGCAGACUCUGAAAUGGCGCACAACGGUGGUUCUCCCCAAGACCAGGAGAAUCAGCAAGCACAGGAGGACCAGGGGCAGGACCUGGGAGAUGGCGAAUGCAAGAUCCCACAUGAGGACAGCAUUAUCCAGCUAAUAGAGGCUGGAUGUCUCGAUAGUAAACCCGGUGUGUCCCCGAAUUCCCAGUCUCAGUCCUCGGCACCAGGGCAGAGCCCCGGGUUCGUCCCACCCGAGGGUGGGUUCGGCUGGUUAGUAGUUUUCGCUGCUACCUGGUGUAAUGGAUCCAUUUUCGGGAUACAGAACUCCUUCGGUAUCCUCCACAUGAUGCUGGUGGAAGACCACGCAGACCCCAAUGACAAAACGUCGCAGUUUAAAGUAGCCUGGGUGGGGGCCCUGGCGAUGGGCAUGAUCUUCUUCUGUUCCCCCGUGGUCUCCAUGUUCACCGAUCACUUCGGCUGCAGGAAGACAGCUGUGGGCGGGGCCACCGUGGCCUUCAUCGGACUCCUCAGCACCGCCUUCGCAAAGUCCCUCAGCCUGCGGUAUUUCACCUAUGGGAUCCUGUUUGGCUGUGGCUCGUCCUUUGCCUUCCAGCCCUCCCUGGUGAUCCUGGGCCACUACUUCCGGCAGCGGCUGGGCCUGGCCAACGGCGUGGUGACGGCGGGCAGCAGCCUGUUCUCCAUGGGCCUCCCGGUGCUGCUCACCAAGGUGGUGGAGCCGCUGGGCCUCAGCAGAACCUUCCAGAUCCUCAGCCUCUUCAUGCUGGUCCAGGCCCUGCUGGCCCUGACCUUCAGACCCCUGCUUCCCCAGAGAGCUCCAAUGGGACCACCAGAACCAGGGGGCCCCGCUGGGUCCACAACCCAGCCAGGAGCCCCUGCCCGGGGAAGCCGCUGGAGCAGGGCCCAGACCCAGGUCCGGAAGGCCUUUAACGUGAAGGUGUUCCACAUCGUCACCUACCGGGUGUGGGCGUUCGGGGUGUCUACGGCUGUGCUGGGUUACUUUGUGCCUUACAUCCACUUGAUGAACUUCGUGAAGGAGCAGUUCAAGGAGCCCCAGAAGGAGUGGAUCCUGUUGGUGUGUAUAGGAGCCUCAUCUGGCGUGGGACGCCUCCUCUUCGGGAAAGUAGGAGACCUCAUUCCCGGAGCCAAGAAGAUCUGGAUGCAGUCGGUGUCGUUCAUGGUGCUGGGGCUGAUGUCCAUGAUGAUCCCCCAGUGCACGGUGUUUGAGGGGCUGAUUGUGGUGUGUGUGUUCCUAGGGCUGUGUGAUGGCUGCUUCAUCACCAUCAUGGCUCCUAUAGCCUUUGAGCUGGUGGGCCCCAUGCAGGCCUCCCAGGCUAUAGGAUACCUACUGGGACUCAUGGCCCUGCCCAUGACCGCAGGACCCCCCAUCGCUGGACUCCUGCAUGACUACUGUGGUGAUUACAACGUGGCCUUCUACCUGGCAGGGGGUCCUCCCAUCGUGGGGGGCAUUGUGCUGUUCUUUGUGCCCCUGAUACACCGGCGGCAGCAGAGAGCCUUUGCGGGUCAGGAUGGGGGGCCGGAUGUCCCCAGCAGGGAUCAUAUGCUGCCCCCGGCGGCCUGCUCUAAUGGAAACAUGAUGCCUGGGUACACUGACGUGGAGACACACAUCUGAGUAGUACUACACAAAGGGAUUCUAUUCACCAGCACCUGAGAUCUGUCCGUCCCUGCACCUCCUCCCUUCCACCUCGCCCCUGAACCCCGGCCCCUGAAACCCUGAACCCCAGCCCCUGACCACGGACAACCUGAUGAUGUACCUCUCAACCUCUGACACAGCCCUCUCCUCUGAACGCCAUUCGUUCCUUAUAGUGAUCCCUAUGGUCUAAGGAAAGAGGGGGAGAAGUUUUUCCCCCCUCUGAAGUAAAGGAGGAACAUGUCACUGAUCAUCAUCCUUGAACGAAGAGAGAGACGAUUGGCAUUAUCAUAGGACCUGGGUGUCACACAAUCCAAAACCGUGCACUCGUUCCCUGUGUCUUUCAGCUCAUUUAAAAUGGUUUUAGACUUCAAUAUGUGAAUUCACACAAUAAGUGUGUACCAUAUAGAGCUUGCCGCCUGAAAACAAAUAUUUUUUAAAAUUCAUUACGUCUGGAAUCAGAGUAUGUAAAUGUUUUAAUAUGCUUCAGUAUGUUCAGAUUAUUCAGAAAGAUAAAUGGUAUUAGAGUUAUUGAAUGGAGUACUUUGUACUUCUCUGUCUAGACCACAAGCAUCUCACACUUUAUUUAAUGUUAUGUUCUUUCUGUCUGUAGGUGUUUCAUUAUAUACACUACCGGUUAAAAGUUUUAAAACACCUACUCAUUAUUCUUUAUUUUUUAUUAUUUUCUACAUUGUAGAAUAAUAGUGAAGACAUCAAAACUAUGAAAUAACACAUAUGGAAUCAUGUCGUAAAGCUGUCAUCAAGGCAAAGGGUGGCUAUUUGAAGAAUCUCAAAUAUAAAAUACAGAAGUUUACAUACACCUUAGCCAAAUACAUUUAAAUUCAGUUUUUCACAGUUCCUAACAUUUAAUCCAAAUAAAAAUUCCCUGUUUUAGGUCAGUUAGGAUCACUACUUUAUUUUAAGAUUGUGAAAUGUCAGAAUAAUAGUAGAGAGAAUGAUUUAUUUCAGCUUGAAGGUAGGCCUUGAAAUACAUCCACAGGUACACCUCCAAUUGACACAGUCAGCUUAGUGUAUGGUAACUUCUGUCCCACUGAAGUUGUGAUACAGUGAAUUAUAAGUGAAAUAAUCCGUCCGUAAACAAUUGUUGGAAAAAUGACUUGUCAUGCACAAAGUAGAUGUCCUAACCGACUUACCAAAGCUAUAGUUUGUUAUCAAUAAAUUUGUGGUGUGGUUGAAAAAUGACUCCAACCUACAGUGGGGCAAAAAAGUAUUUUGUCAGCCACCAAUUGUGCAAGUUCUCCCACUUAAAAAGAUGAGCGAGGCCUGUAAUUUUCAUCAUAGGUACACUUCAAUUAUGACAGACAAAAUGAGAUAAAAAAUCCAGAAAAUCACAUUGUAGGAUUUUUAAUGAAUUUAUUUGAAAAAAAUGGUGGAAAAUAAGUAUUUGGUCAAUAACAAAAGUUUAUCUCAAUACUUUGUUAUAUACCCUUUGUUGGCAAUGAGGUCAAACGUUUUCUGUAAGUCUUCACAAGGUUUUCACACACUGUUGCUGGUAUUUUGGCCCAUUCCUCCAUGCAGAUCUCCUCUAGAGCAGUGAUGUUUUGGGGCUGUUGCUGGGCAACACGGACUUUCAACUACCUCCAAAGAUUUCCUAUGGGGUUGAAACUGGCUAGGCCACUCCAGGACCGUGAAAUGCUUCUUACAAAGCCACUCCUUCGUUGCCCGGGCGGUGUGUUUGGGAUCAUUGUCAAGCUGAAAGACCCAGCCACGUUUCAUCUUCAAUGCCCUUGCUGAUGGAAGGAGGUUUUCACUCAAAAUCUCACGAUACAUGGCCCCAUUCAUUCUUUCCUUUACACGGAUCAGUCGUCCUGGUCCCUUUGCAGGAAAACAGCCCCAAAGCAUGAUGUUUCCACCCCCAUGCUUCACAGUAGGUAUGGUGUUCUUUGGAUGCAACUCAGCAUUCUUUGUCCUCCAAACACGACGAGUUGAGUUUUUACCAAAAAGUUCUAUUUUGGUUUCAUCUGACCAUAUGACAUUCUCCCAAUCUUCUUCUGGAUCAUCCAAAUGCUCUCUAGCAAACUUCAGAUGGGCCUGGACAUGUACUGGCUUAAGCAGGGGGACACGUCUGGCACUGCAGGAUUUGAGUCCCUGGCGGCGUAGUGUGUUACUAAUGGUAGGUUUUGUUACUUUGGUCCAAGCUCUCUGCAGGUCAUUCACUAGGUCCCCCCGUGUGGUUCUGGGAUUUUUGCUCACCGUUCUUGUGAUCAUUUUGACCCCACGGGAUGAGAUCUUGCAUGGAGCCCCAGAUCGAGGGAGAUUAUCAGUGGUCUUGUAUGUCUUCCAUUUGCUAAUAAUUGCUCCCACAGUUGAUUUCUUCAAACCAAGCUGCUUACCUAUUGCAGAUUGUCUUCCCAGCCUGGUACUGGUCUACAAUUUUGUUUCUGGUGUCCUUUGACAGCUCUUUGGUCUUGGCCAUAGUGGAGUUUGGAGUGUGACUGUUUGAGGUUGUGGACAGGUGUCUUUUAUACUGAUAACAAGUUCAAACAGGUGACAUUAAUACAGGUAAUGAGUGGAGGACAGAGGAGCCUCUUAAAGAAGAAGUUACAGGUCUGUGAGAGCCAGAAAUCUUGCUUGUUUGUAGGUGACCAAAUACUUAUUUUCCACCAUCAUUUGCAAAUUAAUUAAUUAAAAAUCCUACAAUGUGAUUUUCUGGAUUUUUUCUUCUAAUUUUGUCUGUCAUAGUUGAAGUGUACCUAUGAUGAAAAUUACAGGCCUCUCAUCUUUUUAAGUGGGAGAACUUGCACAAUUGGUGGCUGACUAAAUACUUUUUUGCCCCACUGUAUGUGUAUGUAAACAUCUGACUUCAACUGUAUAUUUUGAUUUGUUUAACACUUUUUUUUCAUAUUCCAUAUGUGUUAUUUCAUAGUGUUGAUGUCUUCACUAUUAUUCCACAAUGUAUAAAAUAGUAAAAAUAAAGAAAAACCCUUGAAUGAGUAGGUGUUUGAAAACUUUUGACUGGUAGUGUAGAUCUAGGGCAUAAUAUAGGACAUUUGAAAUAUUUCUGUUAUUAUAAGUUAUUGCAGUUAUAUUUUGCAAGUUUCAAUUUAUUUUUUGUUUCUGAUCGAUCAAGGAAAAACACAUCUUUUUCAAUUUUGUAUUGUACUAUAGGUCUCAAUGGCGAUUCCAUCUUGGAAAAGCCACUAAAACGAAGUCACCUCAACCACAUACAGUGGGGAGAACAAGUAUUUGAUACACUGCCGAUUUUAAAGGUUUUCCUACUUACAAAGCAUGUAGAGGUCUGUCAUUUUUAUCAUAGGUACACUUCAACUGUGAGAGACGGAAUCUAAAACAAAAAUCCAGAUAAUCACAUUGUAUGAUUUUUAAGUAAUUAAUUUGCAUUUUAUUGCAUGACAUAAGUAUUUGAUCACCUACCAACCAGUAAGAAUACUGGCUCUCACAGACCUGUUAGUUUUUUCUUUAAGAAGCCCUCCUGUUUUCCACUCAUGACCUGUAUUAACUGCACCUGUUUGAACUUGUUACCUGUAGAAAAGACACCUGUCCUCACACUCAAUCAAACAUACUCCAACCUCUCCACAAUGGCCAAGACCAGACAGCUGUGUAAGGAAAACAGGGAUAAAAUUGUAGACCUGCACAAGGCUGGGAUGGGCUACAUGACAAUAGGCAAGCAGCUUGGUGAGAAGGAAACAACUGUUGGCGAAAUUAUUAGAAAAUGUUCAAGAUGACGGUCAAUCACGCUUUUCUGGAUUUUUGUUUUAGAUUCCGUCUCUCACAGUUGAAGUGUACCUAUGAUAAAAAUGACAGACCUCUACAUGCUUUGUAGGUAGGAAAACCUGCAAAAUCGUCAGUGUAUCAAAUACUUGUUCUCCCCACUGUACGCAGUUUUUCCAUAUGUAACCUGUGCCAUGGCGGAGCUGCGGAUAAGAGAGUACCAGACCAAACAGAACAUUAUUUACCGGCUUCUGACUUUGUAGAGCCUUAAAUCCAUGUUUUUAACAGUCACAUUUCUAAGACUUUAAGUCAAUCAGAUCUUUUUCAUACACAAGUGUGGAUACUUUAAAGUAAACACACCUUGAGAAGUUUUGCCAAUGUUUUAUUUACUCUGCAGAUUUGUUUUUGUUGUUUUUAAGUUUCUAAAUGUUUUUUUGUUUUUACGAUCUGUCUCUUACAAUGGCAUUUCGAUCUUGUUAUUCCUAUGGGGGUGAAUCCUAACAUCCACUUUCAGACUCCCAUUGGCGUCAAUAUAUGACUAAGUGAAAAUUGGAAAGAAAAGAAAAAUAACCUUUUAGUCUGCCAGUUUUUUUUGCAAACAAUCCAAAUCUACAUGAAGUGCAUUGAGCUUAAUUUUGAAUCGAAAGGCCAUAGUUUUUGCUGUGUGUGUUUGGGCAUUGGUCCACAGACCAGAGAACGAUUGAUAUUACAUGCAUGCACUCAUUGGCUAGGUCCUUUUUUCAGCCUGAUUCCCAUUGGUCCACAUCAAACUGAUGACUCUUUGUUGAUGAGUUUGCUGCUUCUUAUCUUCAGAUGACAACAUACUGGUUGUUGGGUUCAUGCGUCGUCACGGUAAUAACCAGAUACUGUCUCAUGGAGUUUUUCACCCUAGUAGUGAAAUUCAAGAAAUUGCAGUUGCUGUUACAUUUCAUACAUUUUAAACGGACCACUUUACCUACAUGAGACUACAUUUUACGCACGACAGAAGGGUUGAAUAUGAGUCUUCCGAAUGGCACCCUAUUCCCUAUGGUCAAAAGUACCACACUAUAAAGGGAAUAGAGUGAUGUUUGGGACACAACCUAGACCUAAUGGUAGGACAGAGAGGGAAACGGGGAGAGGACAAAGACGUCAAUACCUCAGUAAUCUGGUUAAAUAUGUUGGCAUUCUUCAAAUUAUGACAUCAUACUUCCAAGUGAAAUUAAAUGUUUGCUUGUAGUAGUUUUUUAUAUCAGCUGUUAGUUUCAGAGCCACAGAGCUUCACAUACUGCCAACAUCUUCCCAAAAACUCCAGUUAUUAAUACUCAUUAUUGUUGCUUUACGAGAUGCUCUGGUCAGACCUGUAUGUGUAUAUGAUAUGCAUCUUCCGUCUCCCCCAUCUGGCUGUGACCCAUACUUUUUAAACUCUUUAUUUUUCCUUCCUGCUUCUCUAAAUGUCAUUCCCUCUGACAGUUCAGUACCUGCCAUAUAAUAUAGCUUUUAUCCCUAUGGUCCUAGCCUCCAUUAAGGCUGCAGACUGAGUGGACAAGGGUCACCAAGUUAUCUCUACCUCAUUAAGUUCCUCCAUCUCUUCUCUCUUCUGUUGAUCUCACCGCCAUGCUGCUCCUAUAUCUCCUACAUCUGGCCGGAGAGCCUGCUAGCUCACCGUGCAUUAUCAUCCUUAGGAUAGAUGGAAAGAGGAAACCUUGUUUGAUCAUGCAAGCUGCAAUACAAUAUGUACUUUUUGAUGACUUAUUUUGAUCAUUAUCCUAUAGUUGGUCAGAGAGCUUGCUGGAUAUAGCCUGGUUUAAAUCAGAUUGAACCAUUGUGAGUGCAGCAUUCAGUCUGGUCCUACCAGGCUAUGCUGUUGGCUCACCAAGCAUCCUUAUUCUUAUACUGUAGAUGAGUAAUCAAACACUACAAUAUGUACUUUUGUUAAUUCUCUUGUUUAGUUUGGUCAUUGUUCUGUUUCUGUUUUGAUGAGAUCAGCUAUUGAAACAUUAGAUUUGUAACCACUGAGACAUAUUUGGACAGGAGUAGUUAAUGACUGAUAGGGAAACAUGCAGCCUUCAUGGUGUUGUUUGCUGAACCACUGUUUGGUUAGUCAAAGUCCUGUUGUCUCUGCAGUGGUUUCUGAGUGGGCACUAGUGCAUAUUGCACCUGAAAUCUUUAGGCCCAGUACCAGUUCAAGGAAUGGUCACAGAUAGGGUCACAUAGGCUUGCAUGUACUCAAUGAGAGUAGAAUCUCAUUAUACAUCUUCAUAUGUACACGGCUAAAAUAACUACAUUAUUACAUUUUGUUUCCUAAUAUUGUUGUUAUUUUAAUUGUAUCUCUCCCCAUAGCAGCCAUAGCAUUCUGAACCCCGGUGAUCUUUUGGGAGUUUUCUCCCAAACAAUGUCAUUUUUUAGUCUGAUCCAGCCCAGUGUGUGUUAGACAGGGCUGUUAGAUAAAGUCAAAUACUCUUUUUAUUACGUCCUUGGGCUGGUGUACACCAAGUAUCUGUCCCAAAUGGAGCCCUAUUCCCUUUAUAGCGGACUACUUUUGACCAGAGCCCUAUGGAUCCUGGUAAAAAAACAAACACACUAUAUAGGGAAUAGAGAGCCAUUUGGGACGUAUCCCACAUCUGCAUACUUCUGACCACACCUACCUAGUUUCUUCUUCUUUAGCUUUUGUGUAUAACCCAUAGACUGUACAUCACCCGUAGGCUGUACAUCACCCUGACUGUGUCACCCGUAGACUGUACAUCACCCUGACUGUAUCACCUGUAGACUGUACAUCACUCUGACUGUCACCCGUAGGCUGUACAUCACCCUGACUGUGUCACCUGUAGACUGUACAUCACCCUGACUGUCUGCCGUAGACUGUACAUCACCCUGACUGUGUCACCCAUAGACUACAUGACUGUGCUGCUCUUGUUUAAUAUUUUAUCUCAUCUCUUACACAAUGUUUCUGCUGUUAUUUUCAUCACAACUCUCACCUCAGAUUUCCUACCAACGUUCACCAAUCUCUUCCUGAACCUCAACUUUUCAGAUAUAUAUAUUUUCCAUUGUAUUUUUUCCAGAAAUGUUAUAACAAUCGGAACCACAAGAUUUGAAAUGAAGAUGCUGCUAAAUACAUGUCAAGUUAUUUCGGAUCUGUAAUAAAACACAGUUUGUUAUCGUGUAAUAUGAUGGGAACUGAGUUUUCUCUGGCCAGCUGAGUAAUGCCAUCCACAGCAUUAUACUGUAUGUCUCUGGAAAUAAUAUACUAGUAAGUGUGUGUGUGUGUGAGACACAGUAUGACUCAUUGCAAAAUGCACUGAGGCUGAGCAUCAUGGUGUGUGUUAACUGCCCUCUGACUAACUGGCAUAUUUCUAUAUGCUAUAGUUUAAACUAUGUGAUAUUAUGUCUGACUAAUUGGGAAACAGUGUAUAUUUUAGCCCUGUGAAUAACUUCCAUAUUUGCAUAUGAACAUGGUUUAGUUAUGUCUGACAGUAGCUAUGACUACCGUAAAUGUGUUAUGGGAUGUUAAAUGAUGUGAUGUUCUGUUAGCUCAGUCUCAGUAUGACUCAGGGAGAAAUUAAAUGAUGCCUGUUAUCUGU
Messenger RNA from Oncorhynchus masou masou (cherry salmon), 9471 nucleotides. RefSeq names its product monocarboxylate transporter 8-like. Gene Ontology annotation, cellular component: membrane. The transcript is spliced from 8 exons. Bases 449 to 2206 code for a protein of 585 amino acids. Gene Ontology annotation, molecular function: monocarboxylic acid transmembrane transporter activity; thyroid hormone transmembrane transporter activity. The record is from RefSeq and is a predicted model, not a curated record. Gene Ontology annotation, biological process: transmembrane transport. Lineage: Eukaryota; Metazoa; Chordata; Actinopteri; Salmoniformes; Salmonidae.